AUGCCGUGUUCUCCUCUAAAGAUCUCCCUCAUGGGUGGUCUCCUGGCAGGGGGAGGACAUAUCUCCUGGUUCAAGGGCCACCAGCCUGUCUCUGCCCAGAAGGGAGUGAUGGUGUCAGCUGAUGGGAGAGUUCUCCUCAUUGAGCGAGCCCAGUUUUCUGACGCUGGGAGCUACCGCUGUGUGGCAUCCAAUGUGGCAGGCAGCACAGAGCUGCAGUAUGGCCUACGGGUCAAUGUGCCUCCGCGCAUCACUCUGCCACCCAGCCUGCCGGGCCCCGUGAUGCUCCACAGCCCGGUUCGGCUGACCUGUAACGCCACGGGAGCCCCCAGCCCCAUGCUGAUGUGGCUGAAGGAUGGAAACCCUGUGUCCACUGCAGGGACCUCUGGCCUCCAGGUCUUCCCUGGGGGCCGGGUCCUCACGCUGGCCAGUGCCCGGGCUUCCGACUCCGGCAGCUACUCCUGCGUCGCCGUGAAUGCGGUGGGCGAGGACCGCCGGGACAUCAUCCUGCACGUCCACGUGCCCCCAAGCAUCCUUGGAGAAGAGCUGAAUGUGUCCGUCGUGGCCAACGAGUCAGUGGCCCUGGAGUGCCAGAGCCACGCUGUGCCCCCUCCCGUGCUGAGCUGGCGGAAGGACGGCCGCCCCCUGGAGCCCCGGCCUGGCAUCCGCCUCUCCGCAGACAAGGCCUUGCUGGAGGUGGACAGAGCCGGGGUGGCGGACGCAGGCCGCUAUACCUGCGAGGCGCGGAACCAGGCAGGCUGCUCGGAGAAACACUACAACCUAAAUGUCUGGGGUCAGCCUCUGCCCAUGGACGGGGCUGGCCUUGGGCAGGUGUCAGCUGUGGGGCGGCUGCUGUAUCUAGCACAGGCCCAGCCGGCCCAGGAGGGAACGUACACCUGUGAGUGCAGCAACGUGGCCGGGAAUAGCAGCCGGGACCAGCAACUGGAGGUGUUUGUUCCCCCUCAGAUCACGGGCCCCCGGGAGCCCCACACACAGCUGUCUGUGGUCCAGGACGAGGAGGCCACUCUGGAAUGCAACGCCACAGGGAAACCCCCGCCCAGGGUGACGUGGGAGCGGGACGGCGAGCCAGUGGGGGCCGAGCCUGGCCUGCGGCUGCAGAGCCAGGGUCAGAGGCUGCACGUGGAGCGGGCUCGGGCUGUCCACGCCGGGCGCUACAGCUGCAUGGCUGAGAACGUGGCCGGGAGGGCCGAGAGGAGGUUUGCGCUCUCUGUGCUGGUGCCCCCAGAGCUCGUUGGAGACUUUGACCCACUGACCAAUGUCACGGCUGUGUUGCACAGCCCCUUGACACUGCUCUGUCAAGCCACAGGCAUCCCGCCUCCAGGGGUCCUCUGGUUCCGAGGGGAGGAACCCAUCAGCCCUGGGCAGGACACCUACCUCUUGGCAGGUGGUUGGAUGCUGAAGAUGACCCGGGCCCAGGAGCGAGACAGAGGCCUCUACUCGUGCCUGGCAAGCAACGAGGUUGGGGAGGUGCGGAGGAACUUCAGCGUGGAGGUCCUGGUUCCUCCCAGUAUCGAGAACGAGGACCUGGAGGAGGCAAUCAAGGUUCCCGAGGGGCAGACGGCUCACCUGACGUGCAAUGUCACGGGCCACCCACAGCCCAAGGUCACAUGGUUCAAAGAUGGCAGGCCCCUGGCUGGCGGAGAUGCCCACCGCAUCUCUCCAGAUGGAGCCCUCCUGCAGGUCCCCCAGGCCAACCUGUCUAGUGCAGGCCACUACUCCUGUAUUGCGGCCAAUGCCAUAGGAGAGAAGACCAAACAUUUCCAGCUUAGCGUCCUGGUGGUUCCCACCAUCCUGGGAGUGAGCGAGGACGGUGCUGACGAGGAGGUGACCGUGACCAUCAACAACCCCGUCUCCCUGAUCUGCGAGGCGCUGGCCUUUCCCUCCCCCACCAUCACCUGGAUGAAGGAUGGGGCCCCGUUUGAGGGCUUGAACAACGUCCAGCUGCUCCCAGGCACCCACGGGCUGCAGAUCCUGAAUGCCCAGAAGGAAGACGCGGGCCAGUACACCUGCGUGGUCACCAAUGAGCUUGGCGAGGCCAUGAAGAACUACCACGUGGAAGUCCUCAUUCCCCCUUCCAUCUCCAAAGAUGACCCCUCCGGGGAGGUCGUCGUGAAGGAAGUGAAGUCCAAGGUCAAUAGUACCUUGACCCUGGAGUGCGAGUGCUGGGCCACGCCCCCACCCACCAUCAGCUGCCCGUGA
This is a messenger RNA of Aethalodelphis obliquidens (Pacific white-sided dolphin), 2217 nucleotides long. RefSeq names its product hemicentin-2-like. Gene Ontology annotation, cellular component: axon; neuronal cell body; plasma membrane. NCBI's taxonomy places the organism in Eukaryota, Metazoa, Chordata, Mammalia, Artiodactyla, Delphinidae. The transcript has 16 exons. Gene Ontology annotation, molecular function: axon guidance receptor activity. Bases 1 to 2217 code for a protein of 738 amino acids. The record is from RefSeq and is a predicted model, not a curated record. Gene Ontology annotation, biological process: synapse organization; homophilic cell-cell adhesion.